AAACGCACAUACCUCUCCCUCGACAAGACCUUUUCCUUGCGUGAAAACCUCAAAGAAGAUCGGUUCCAAGUUUGGGAAAAAUUGUAUCCAAUCUCCUACUAAUAUUAGUAAGCAGGACAUAAAACGUACGUGUCCGAGCAUCUCCCAGUCAGUUCACAAUGCGAGCUCUAGCGGUAUUGUGUGUCGCUCUCGCGGUGAGCGCCGCGAAAAGCCUUGAACAUAACUGGCUCUCAGGCCAAGACGUCGAUCAACCUACCACCGUAACACCGUCCGGAGAGGUCCGCGGCUCGUACGAUUUAACACGGAGAGGGCGCAGGUUCGAGUCCUACCGAGGCAUUCGGUAUGCGGAACCACCUGUUGGGGAACUUCGCUUUCAGCCUCCCAAGAUGAUACAUCAAUACACCAAGCCCGUGGAUGCCAGUAAGGAGGGUCCGGCGUGUCCCAUGCCCGCGUCCGCUCGGUUCUUCCCCAAUCUCGACGAAGACUGUCUCACCAUCAAUGUUUUCACCCCUCUGAAGCAAGAAAGGAGUAAACUUCUUCCAGUGAUACUGUUUAUGCACCCGGGCGGGUUCUACGCGUUCUCCGGCCGCAGCGAGUUCGCCGGCCCGCACUACCUGCUCGACAGAGACCUCGUCUUCGUGACCAUCAACUACAGGCUUGGCUCUUUAGGUUUCUUGAGUACCGCAGACGAGCUCGCUCCCGGCAAUAACGGGUUCAAGGACCAGGUGGCGGCGUUGCGGUGGGUUCAGAGGAACAUCGCCGCCUUCGGGGGAGACCCCCACAGUGUCACCAUAGCUGGCUGCAGCGCCGGUUCCGCCAGUGUCAUGCUGCACAUGAUCUCACCCAUGUCAAAAGGUCUAUUUCAUCGAGCCAUAUCCAUGAGUGGGUCCCCAGUUCGGAAAGUCCCAACGCCGAAUAAUCUCCAUGGGAUCGCAGUGAAGCAGGCAGAACUGCUCAACUGCUCCACGACUAGUUCCAGGGAGAUCAUUGAUUGUUUGAAAACGAAGCCUUGGCGAGAUAUCGCUUACUCUGUAAAUGGUUUUGCUGAAAUUGGAAGCGACCCUAUAACAAUAUGGCAACACGUUGUAGAAAAUGACUUCGGACAAGAGCGGUUUUUGCCAAUAGAGCCAAUGGACGCUAUCAGAGAAGGCAAAAUGCACGCAGUUCCUCAUCUUAUUAGUCAGACACAAGACGAAUUCUUCUGGUUUGCUUACAAUCCUCUGAGAAACGAAAGCCUACGCAAGCAAAUGAAUGAAGAAUGGGAGCGAGUGGCGCCUAUAUCAUUCGUUUUGCCUCGAAACAACGCCUCCGAAGCCACGAGAGUGCUUCGCCGGGAAUAUUUACAAGACAAGCCUCUAGUAAACGAUGCAGACACUGCCAGGAGGCUGGGCCAGCUGUACGCCGACGCUAUUACUGGCUUCCCAGUUCACAGGAUGGCCAACCUCAUGUGUCGGCAUUCUCCGCACCCCGUGUGGUACUACGAGUUUAGUUACAUCGGCAACCACAGCCACUACGAAGAUCCAGACACCAAGAAACCUGUUGUGUCCGGUGAGCGAGAUGGGUGCGCGGCGUCUCGAAUGUGGCGGAGCGCCUGCAGUUCACUGGCAGCUCCCAACUCUGAGGAAGCCUGGCAGCAGGUUGUGGGAGCUUCACCUGCUGACUCACUGUGGCACUCAUUGAGGAAUUGUGUUUCUUAUCAGGCUGGCAUAUGGCAGAAUCUUUUAACAAAAGGAAUAACAGAUGUUGAACACCCGGCAGCCUUUAAGCUGGCCAUAGUGCUACGCCACACACCCUCUGAGCUUACCAUUAGGCUCCUCACUGACUUACUACAUGUUCACCCACAGUCGCAAGAGCUGAUAUCGUACAUCCUGUCUCUCCUGACGGACGACGAGGCGUGGUGUGGCGGGUGCGGGUCCCGGGGCGGCGGCGCGGGGCUGCGCGACCUGCAGCUGUUCGGGGACUGCGAGCUGGCCGUGCUCGCCGCCAGCCGGGAGGAGUACGACGCGCACGCUAAGCUUGUGCGUGCAGAGUACACGGGCAUGGCGAGACAGCAUUACGUUGAGCUGCGGGUCAAGGUGCUGAACCAGUUCUCGCAGAUCCCGAAGAUCUACCACACGCCGGAGUUCGAGUGCUUCGAGUCGGCCGCGCGCGAGAACAUCGAGCGUGAGAUCGCCACAUUGAGGGAGCACCUGCUUAUGGUUCCAUAGUGGGGCGCCGGCGGCGCGGGCUACUCUAGCGACACGAGCUCCGACGCCGCCUCCUCCGCCGCCUCCUCCGCCGCCUCCUCCGCCGACUCCUCCGCCGACUCCGCCGCCUCCUCCGCCACCCCCGCCCCGCCCUCUCCGCCCACUCCGCCCGCACAGUAGGCGGGACCAGAACAUCGGGACUGUGGACGUAUCCUGUGUAGUGUUAUGUAUAGUGAAUCCUUAGCAUUACAAAAUAUAUAGACAUUAACACGGUGUACUUUAAAGGUUUGCUGUUUUGUUUGUCAUGCAGACCUUGCUAUUUUUGCUGUUUUUUUAUUGGUAAGGUGGAUAAUGUUUUACGCGUCUUUUGCCGAGUUGAAAAAAAUUUCAUCAACACCAGCUGAAAGGCUACAUGAAUUGUUAGUGUCAUGCAUGUUAUGUUAGUAAUAACUCUUAACUAACUUCAGAAUAGUGUAAUAAUUACAUUCGUAGAAAUACGUUUUUAUUAGGCAACAUUGUAGAGCCUGCAUUACGGCGUCCGUGUCGAUGCGUCACUUUAGACGCAAUGUUGUGAAUGCACCAUUAAUAUUUGUAAUGCUCUUAUUACGUCGCUUUUUUGUGUAAUACUGUUCUGAAAUUUUAUAGAUGUGUAUUAAGUAGUACACUGUAUACGUUUUAUGCAUCGACGUAGCGUUGACACUUUUUAAAUAAUUUAUGAACAAUUUAUCGAAUAAAUAUUAUAUUAGAAAUUAGGUAAAGACAUGGACCAGCUCUCGGAAGCUGUAAAUUAUUUUAUGUACUACGUUUUUUUGUAGAUUUGGAAUCGGAUAGGCGUAAGCUAUAGAAAUAUUUGAAUAUUGUAUUAAAAAAUAAUUUUUGUAGAAACUGACGAAGAUCUACUUGUGGCAGUCUGUGUUAAAUUUAUAUGGGUUCAACAUUAUCAUGUUGUUUCACUCGUUCUUCAUGAAAAAGAAGAUAAUAUUUGGUAGUUUGUUAACCGAUUAGCUACUUAACACAAACUGACGCGAGUGGAGUUAAAAUAAGUAAAGCUUAGGGUUUUAACUUAAUUUAAUAUGUAAAUCUCAUGUCUUACAUAUUUUAUCUAUUUGUAGAAGCUUAAGGCCCAAUUUCACCAACGUCUGUUAGCGUUAACAGCUUGUUAAAAUGUCAUGUCUUCUCUUUCUAUCGCACGAAAAACAGAAGGGGUAACGUGAUACUAAUUCGAGCAUUAACUUUAAAAGUUAUUGGUGAAA
Aricia agestis (brown argus) is the source of this 3439-nucleotide messenger RNA. Its product is annotated as venom carboxylesterase-6-like. NCBI's taxonomy places the organism in Eukaryota, Metazoa, Arthropoda, Insecta, Lepidoptera, Lycaenidae. The record is from RefSeq and is a predicted model, not a curated record. Bases 159 to 2207 code for a protein of 682 amino acids. The transcript is spliced from 15 exons.